Messenger RNA from Trematomus bernacchii (emerald rockcod), 2284 nucleotides. It is a transcript of the gene atcayb, whose product is annotated as ATCAY kinesin light chain interacting caytaxin b. The record is from RefSeq and is a predicted model, not a curated record. Gene Ontology annotation, cellular component: cytoplasm. NCBI's taxonomy places the organism in Eukaryota, Metazoa, Chordata, Actinopteri, Perciformes, Nototheniidae. Gene Ontology annotation, biological process: apoptotic process. The transcript is spliced from 14 exons. Bases 477 to 1529 code for a protein of 350 amino acids.
GUUUAUCAAGAGUGAGAGAGCUUAAAAGUGAUGGGGAGAAAAAGCAAGAGAGAGAAACUGCGUGUGUGUGAAGGAGGAAGAUGCUGUUGCCAGGGAACAGCAGUGAAGUAGAAACGUCCAUCUUUACCAGCUCGCAGGAGGAUAGAAACAUGUACUGAACGUGAGGAGAAGGAAAACAGCUGAUCCGGACUCCCAGCAGCCCUGGGAGAAUCCAAGAGAAGGAGGAUACGACUUCUCUCUCAGCCUCCAUUAAAGGCAUCAGUGAACAGCAAGAAACGUCCUGCAGCCCAGAUCCUGAGCACGAGUGUCCCACAUGCAGAUGUAAACAAUGAUGACCCUCAUUCGGCUCAGGCAGAUUUAAGGAGGAGGAAGGAAAUAAAGAGGAGAUUCUAAAAGCAGAUCAGCCGCUCCUAACUGCAAAGAGGAAGUUAUCCUUAUCACAGUAUUGAGCUGAAGCCCGUCCUCCUUUGCAGAGGAUGGGUACAGCAGAAGCCACUCUACGCAUGGACAGCAUGGAGGUCAAGGACGAGUGGCAGGAUGAAGACUUCCCCAGGCCUCUACCAGAGGAUGGAGAUGGCCUCACUGACAACAGAACCAAUCAUCCCACCACUCUAAAUGUGGGCGAGACCAUGGCUCAGCGUAAGCGCCGCACGCUGGUCGCCCCCGACAUGAACCUGUCCCUGGAUCAGAGCGAGGGCUCCGUGCUCUCUGAUGAGUUUCUGGAAACACCCGACGACCUGGACAUCAACGUAGACGACAUGGAGACUCCUGAUGAGACGGACUCGCUCGAGUUCAUCAACAACGGCAACGAGCUGGAGUGGGAAGAUGACACUCCUGUGGCCACUGCAAAGCGUCUUCCAGGGGAAAGUGACGAGGAGAGAGACUCAUCUGGCCGUCUGUGGCGAACAGUGAUCAUCGGUGAUCAGGAGCAGCGGAUUGACAUGCAGGUCAUCAGACCGUACCUGAGGGUGGUCACACAUGGAGGAUAUUAUGGAGAGGGUCUGAAUGCCAUCAUCGUGUUUGCAGCCUGCAACCUUCCUGACAGCGGCUGUGAGGACUACACGUACAUCAUGGAGAAUCUCUUCCUGUACGUCGUGAGCAGCCUGGAGCUGCUGGUGGCAGAAGAUUACAUGAUAAUUUACCUGAACGGAGCCACUCCUCGCAGGAAGAUGCCCGGCAUCAGCUGGCUGAAGAGAUGCUACCAGAUGAUUGAUAGGAAACUGAGAAAGAAUCUGAAAUGUCUCAUCAUCGCUCACCCAACGUGGUUCAUCCGGACCGUCCUGGCCAUCUCCAGACCUUUCAUCAGCGUGAAGUUCAUGGAUAAAAUCCGUUAUGUUCACACCCUGGAGGAGCUCAGUCAGAUCAUCCCCAUGGAGCACGUGCAGAUCCCUGAGUGUGUGCUGCAGUAUGAUAAUGAGAAGUUACGAUCACAAAGUGAAAGACUUGAGCAAGAGCAGCAGCCGACAAAACCAACACUAGCUAAAGAAAGGCCAAAGUCAAUGAUAGCCGAGGUUGGCCGUGACAUCUGACAUUAAGAGCUUUAAAAGGAAGAACCAAUGGGGGACAUUCACUCAAAAAAUGGGAGCACGCCCAUACCAACGUUUUUAAAUCUCCUGACUGGAUUCAUUAGAUACAAGACAAUCAUUUCUCAAACUAUUAUUUUCCAUGACAUGCUUGCUUCUAACUAAAAACAAAUUUACUCCAAAGCAUAACAAGCUAAAUCAAAAAAGGCAUCUGCUCCCUGCAUGUCAAGUGGAGCUUAAUUCAAAGCAUGAAUUCAACUUUAUAAAUGAAAAAUGAAAAACUCGUAUCUUCCGACAAGGCAUGAAAUAUAGUUUUUAACUCUGUAAAUACUUGUAUAUAUAUUUUUGAGAAAGGUGCUUGCACAGAUGUGCACACAUGUUUUGUUUAUUGAUAUGAGUGGAAUGGGUAUUGUUUGGUUCAAUGGCCGUUAACUGGAAAAUAAUGUGCAAUGCAAUUGUUCUUCUCAGACCUCCAGUACUCUAGAUGUUACUGAUGCAAACAUGUGUUACAGUCUUCACCUUUCCCAGAGUUUGAUAUGCAGGUGGCAUGCUUGUUUAUUUCCUUCUGUCUCAUUUGUUUCUGUCAGUUUUAAAGUCACUCGCCAUUAUGUUUCAAAGAUACUUUUACCAAAUGGAAAAUAUACAUAGUUACAGAUAAAAAACGAUAUAUUUAAAAGAGAGAUAGUUUCAUUAAAAAAGUGUUAUUUAUGAAAAUGUGCCAUUUACUGUUUGUAAAAAAAUAAAUGAAUGAACUAAAAAAA